Messenger RNA from Columba livia (rock pigeon), 4218 nucleotides. Its product is annotated as WD repeat and coiled-coil-containing protein. Bases 156 to 2363 code for a protein of 735 amino acids. The transcript has 3 exons. The record is from RefSeq and is a predicted model, not a curated record. NCBI's taxonomy places the organism in Eukaryota, Metazoa, Chordata, Aves, Columbiformes, Columbidae. Gene Ontology annotation, molecular function: kinase binding.
GGGAAGGAGUUUACAAUAUAGGCUCUUGGAUAAUUAGCAGAAAAAACAGCUUGAUUCUAGAAAGGAAGGAGAUACAAGACAAAAAAUUCCUCAUUGUGAUCUGCAAGUGAAUUCCAUGGAUCCUCGACUUUGGAACAACCACCAGUAGACAGAAGAUGGAGCUGGGAAAGGCAAAGCUGCUGAGAACAGGCCUCAAUGCUUUAUAUCAGGCCAUCCACCCUGUGCACGGAAUUGCCUGGACAGAUGGGAAGCAAGUGAUGCUGACUGCUUUAUACUAUCAUAACAGAGAGCUGAAGUUUGGAGACUCAAGUGUUGUUGGUCAAUUUGAACACGUUCAUGGGCUUUACUGGAGCCCGUGUUGUUCUAUAGACACCCCAGCUCUGCUCGCUGUUCAACAUAAAAAGCACGUCAGCGUUUGGCAGCUGGGCUACAGCACUGCGGAGAAGAACAAACCCUUGAUUUCUCAGACGUGUGAGGUCGGUGAGCCGUUUCCACUGCUUUCUCAGGGCUGUGUUUGGCAUCCAAAGAAGGAGGUCUUGGCUGUGCUUACGAAAAGAGAUGCUUCAGUCUUGCACGCUGUUCGUACUGACAAUACCAGAGUUAAGGCAGAUAUCAAAAGCAGUGGCCUUAUCCACUGUGCUUCCUGGACUAAGGAUGGGAAUCGUUUAGUGAUUGCUAUAGGCAGUGCCCUGCAUUCCUACAUAUGGGAUGAUGCUCAGAAGACUCUAAAUACCUGCUCCUUUUGCCCAGUCUUUGAUGUAGGAGGCUAUAUCUGUGCUAUAGAUGCCACGCUGGAUUUCCAAAUUGCUGUAGCUACUGAGCUUCCAUUAGAUAAUAUCUGUGGUUUGAAUGCGGGCAUUGCAUUCGAUAUGCCGUCUGGUACGGAACCUAGUUCUUCAACCUCACCAUCUGCUCGGGUGCUUGGUGAUGAGGAAUACUCCAUGGACGUGAGGAGAAAGUCCACAGAUUCCGAUAAAUCGGGUGUCGAUUCAGUUGCUUCUUCUUCGUCAGGACCUGUAGAUUUGACCCAUAUCCUUGCAAACCACCGUCGGUCUGAUCCCGGACCUCUUAUUACUCUGAAACGCAAAGACUCUGCAGCAACAAAUGGUCAAGAUUCUUCUCACUUGAUCUUGGUGACUUUUGAGAGGAAGGUAACCACCACCAGGAAAGUCACCAUCCCAGGUAUUCUGGUUCCUGAUAUAAUGGCUUUUGACCUUAGAGCUCAGAUUGUGGCAGUAGCCUCCAAUACUUCUAACAUUGUGUUGGUGUAUUCAGUAACCUCUUCUUGCAUGCCUCAUAUUCAACAAAUCCAACUGGAAAAAAAUGAAAGACCAAAGGGCUUAUGCUUUUUGACGGAUAAGCUCCUGUUGAUUCUGAUUGGCAAGCAAAAGUUCCCUGAGCCUAGUCCUAUUUUGUCUUCAAGUUCAGACAGGUAUGUAAUGCGUCUAAUGAUCAAAGAAUUGAUGCUGGACGAAGAUUCUUCAGCAUUGCCUGAGACUAAGCAGAAUAUGUUGUGUAACUUCGAAUCUUCUGUUAAUAUACCUGGAAAAAGAAAGUUCUUCGAAAAUCUUGCUACAGAAGACCAACCUCAGAGCAGGGAGCUGCUAAUACCAAGAAGCACAGUGAUUCAGUCUCCUAGUGGCAGGAGAAGACUCAUCGAAGAAGUAAAGAGCCCUAGUUAUGAGCAGAGCUCUUCAUCAAGUGUGAGUGAGCCGGAUGAAAAAAGGAUCCCUGGUGACCCCUCAGUGGCCUUGGAAAUAUUGGAUGCUGAACCCACCAACCGUUCCGUGUCUGUUCCGGGCUUUGGAACACAUACCAGGCUUUCCAGCAGACCAGCUUCCCCUAAAGUGCAGUUCAACGUGAUCCAAGAAACAUCAAGUUCACUUAAAAACAACAAUUUGCCAAGUGAAAGAGGAGUGAGUCACAUAUCUAGAAAUUUAGAGAGACUUUGUGGCAGCUUCAAUGAGUUACAACUGAGUCUUUCUGAAAUAACAGACCUGGCUAAAAAUGGGAGGAGGAUAUCAUUAACCUAUCCGUGUUCACAGGAACCACCCGUCCUUCAUAUCACUUACCAGAAAAGCUUUUCAAAUGGAGCAGUUACCGAAGAAACAAAAGAUGUUCUCCUCUGCGAUGGCAAGAUCCACUUGAACUUAGUCCAGCAGCUCUUUGAUCUGCCUGUUAUUGAAAUGAAACAUGGCUCUUCUUGGAUCGUGCUCACUGCAGACAAGGACGGCUUUGUGCCAUUAAUAUUCAAAGCAACACAAGAGAUAAUCAUAAGGGAUGGAACUGACAGUUCAGAAGUCUGUGGAGGCCACUCCUACAAAAAAAGCAUCUCAAUGCGGCCACCAAGCAGCGUGACAUAAUUUCUGAACAAAGAACACUACUGACCUUUUCUUCUCACACAAUACCGAGACAUUCUGCAGGGUCAGAAAUCAAGUGACUAGAAAGCUGUCUUCACUACUUUCAGUGUAUUUUAACUGUAAAAUCUGUGGCAUGGUUACACUAUAGCUAAAUCCUAAGGUUGGCUGGACCCUCAUGAUUUCUUCUGAAGGAUCAGACCUAGAGGGAGGUUGACCACAGCUCUUGUUAUUUAUGGACUGGAGCAGAGAGACUUGUCUCUUCUUUAAUUGAGGCCAGGAUGUUCUUGGAAAAACAAUAUUAUGCUAAAAAUCAUGCAAUAACAACAAAUCUAGCUAAUACAGGUGUGCAGUCCGCGCAAAAGCUGAAGAAAAUACAACUAAAAAGCAUCUAUAUUCAUUAAGGAAAAGCGGGAAAGGAAAAAAGAGGAACACUGCUUCAGGCUCUCUUUGCGGCUCCAGUUGGAUCCAUGGAAACCUGCAAUGUUUUCAGAAAUGCUUAAUUUUUAUAUAUGAAAAUGUUCAAUCACAUUAAAGGUUGCAUCACCGUCUCCUGUCAAUGUCUUACACAGCACACAGAUUUAUAUAUGCACACAGGAGAGAAAGAAAAAUCCUUGCAAGCUAAAUUAAAGAUCAAAGGCAUUGAACGUCAACUUCAUUUGACUAAAUGCAGGUGUCUACACUGAACUUGUCGUCUAGACUCCUGUACGAUCAGCCAAAAAAAGAAAAGCACUUUUAGAGCAGAUUACUCAUGCCCUAACAUAGAUUUCUAAAACUGCUCGUGGUGAACCACCCCUAUUAAGCAAGUAAAUAAGUGCCUGUUACUUUCCACUGACUGCAAACGCAAGCUGGGGUGACUAGUUUCAGUACAAACAUUCACAUUUAGUCAGAGGAACCUCACCCUCAGAGGCAAGAGGUGAUACAGAUACAUCUGAGCAGCAGGCGGACAGAUUCAUGGAAGUGAAACCAUCAUGAUUAUCGUGACAGAAAAAGGCAUAAGAACUGAAAGAAUUCCCUGACUUUUCUUCCUUGAAAUGCAAAGAGAUGGGUGAAGCGACCUGAGUAGCCAUGUGUGUGAGGCCUGGCGUGUUGCACUGCCGGACAGGCCCCCGCAGACAUGUCUGCUUCACCCUGCAUGUUCAGGGAAACAUAGAAGGGAUGAGACUUAUUUAAGCUAUUUUUAAGACUUAUUUUGCAUACUGCGCACUUGGGGUCUUGUUAAUACUCCUGGAGAGUCAUUUUUUCCCUGCCUGGGAACUAUGGCAAGCCUGUUUAUAGGGCACAGAUAUGCUAAAAUCCAGCUACGAUACUUCACACCAAGGCUGGAUGGAGAAGGCAGAUCUAUGGUCUGGAGGCACUUAAUGGGUUCGGAAGGUUGGCAUUAGUACCAUUCCAGGGAUGCAGCACAAAAUCACAUUAGGAACAGUUUUGAUUCCUGAAAUAAGGAAACAGUUUGAAUUCAUUGAAUUGAAUAACGUCCUUCUCACGCAAGUCUCCCCCCAAAGACAAAGGAAUAAUCGUUCUAAAUUGCCUACAACCACAGGUAUGCAACGUAGCUGAGUACAGUUGUACCACCUUGUUCACGAAGAUCUUUUUGAGCAGCCCCGAGGAGCAUUCCAGUUUGUAAAAAACAAACAAACAAAAACCAAACAAAAAAAACACAACAACAACAACAACAAAAAACAAUAAACCACCAACAAAAAAACUGCAACAACAAAAAUCUGAACUUCUAAGUAUUGAACACAACUAUUACUUUACAGUUAUUUGAUUGCUUGGAUUGCCUGCUACUUUGCAUUAAAAUUGUGUUCAAAUGUGUAUUUGUAUUAUUACCGCUAUAAAAUUGGGGUGAAGUUGUGCUUUA